Molecule: messenger RNA, 2482 nt
Organism: Pristis pectinata (smalltooth sawfish)
Lineage: Eukaryota; Metazoa; Chordata; Chondrichthyes; Rhinopristiformes; Pristidae
Gene: arl16
Product: ADP-ribosylation factor-like 16
Exons: 5
Coding region: 192-734 (180 amino acids)
Molecular function (GO): GTP binding; GTPase activity
Source: RefSeq, a predicted model, not a curated record
ACCGGCGGGCAGCCGUUGCCCGGGCAACUGAGGGAGAAGCCGCGGCCUUCCUCCGCGCUCGGCCCCUGGCGGCGGAGGUCGCCGUCCCUCGGUACCGGCGGUGAGCGGGCGGAGGGACGGGGCGGACGGACCGGCGGUGAGCGGGCGGACGGACCGGGAGAGCCAGUGAUCCCGCCCGGGGACAGGACGGGAUGGGCCCGAGCCCCGGCCUCCUGUUGGGGCCGACGGCGGUGGGGAAGACGCUGCUGCUCAAGGCGCUGCACAAGAUGAGUUUGAAAGAAGGCGCUGGUGAACUCGACGAGGCCCCACCUACACUCCCCACGGUGGGAACUAACUUAACUGAUAUCACAGUUAAUAAGAGGAAAGUUACCAUUCGAGAACUGGGAGGCUGCAUGGGGCCCAUCUGGCCAAGUUACUACGGAGACUCUGAAGCUGUGAUAUUUGUGAUCGACGCUUCCAAUCCCACCCAGGUUUCCUCCUCAUGUAUUCAGCUACUCGACGUUCUCACGGCAGAACAACUGCAGGAAACUCCAGUCCUAAUUCUCUUCAACAAAGUUGAUCUACCCUGCCACAUGUCCCUGAUAGAAAUGAAAAGUCUGUUCAGGAUGGAUGACAUAUUGGCCUGUGCCAAGCAGACAAUCAGUGUGCUGGAGGUGAGUGCACGGACUGGCAGAGGGUUGGACCAGGUCUUGAAAUGGCUUCACUCCCACCUCAAGGGGAAACACUUGCCCUGAAGACAGUGAACACUGCACCUUUCUCCACAGGAUUCAUUGAAAUAUCCCAAAACCUGUAUCCGACAGCUACACGCAGUGGCAAAAUCCUGCGCAGUUUGAAUUACAUUCAACCUUGAGGGACAAAAAGUUGGACUUAAAAGUGCAUUUUAUAUCGAGGCAUUUCCAGCUUACAAAAACAGAAUGGAAGCAUUAAUCACACCUGCCACACUAGAUCUGCAUGAUUCCAGUUACAGCUUGGGCUUAAUAACUUGUACAUUAGGAAAUUCUGUAUUUGUUAACUUACUUAAAACUUGCUAUGUAAUAUUAAUCUCUUAUAUUUCAAAAUAUUUGAUACAAUAAGAAAAAAGUAUGGCUUUGUUUACAUUCAUAGUGUCAUCUAUAGAUUUGUGGUGUGAGCAUGUUACCCGUUACCUCAAAACAGGAAUCUCAUUUUACUGCAGUCACUGUGACUUUGCAGUGUAGUUACAGAGCUCAGUAUUUUCUCCUCAACUAGCAGUAUUUGUUCCCUCCUUCACAUUUAUGACCUCCAUCGACUGCUGCUGGAAGAUAAUGACAUGUACCAAUUGUAUUUACUGCUACACAUCAUCAAUAAAGUAUAUAUUUUGAAAUAAAGAUAGCUGUUGGAAAAAUCAGUAACUCGAUGAAAGAUGCACUUUGAUUUGCCCGAAACUUGGUUUUCUAGUGUAAGUACGUCCACAAGCCAAUGACUGAAGUAGGUGCUGAGGAACGCACUGAAGUUCAACGCAGCUACUGCAAAGGCUCUGUGGGGAAGGAUUGUAGUCACUGGAUGUUGAGGGACUGGGCCCCGUGUAACAGCCUCUCAGACGUUUCAUGGGUGCAUUGUUUGAGGAAAUGUGAGUGGCAUUGACACAUUGUAAGGGAAUGUAUUCAAUCAAUGGUACAAGCAGCAUAGGGAAAGUGCCAUUUGUAUUUACUGUAUAUAAUGAAUAAAGUGUUUUUCAAAAAAAGUUGAAUGUCCUGUAGACCCUGCAUAAUAGAGGACUCUGUGCCCCUUGGGCUAUUCCUGGGUACACAUACCGAGACUAACAUCAACUACUGCUGGAAAUCAACUCAGUGAAAGAUGCACUUUGGUCUGCCUGAAACUUGGUCUUCCUCUGUAAGAUGUCAGCAACUGAAUGCUGCUGAGUGGCAGAAUCUGGUUUAUUAUCACUGACAUACGUCAUGAAAUUUUGCUGCAUUUUGGACACUACAGGAGUACAUGCUGAGGCUUGGUGCAGCCACCACAAAGGCACCAUGGUGAAGGACAACAGUCUAGGAUGUUGCUGCCACUGGAUACCAGGUGGUUGAACCCAAUGCAACAGCCUCUCUAUAGCAUCACAGGUGCCAGAGAAAGACCCAAAUUGUUCCAUUUGUAUAUGAAUAAAGUAUAUCGGGGGGGGAAAAGAACAGAACUCAGGCUACCUAAACUGCUCAUUGAUGAAUGGUAGAGUGAAAAAUCAAGAUUAAAACAUGAACUACCAACACCAGAUACUUAUCCCAAAGCAAUCAAAUCAGUCAGUAACUACUCUCAUAUUAGCUGCAAACAGGACUGGUAAAUGGGUACAAUAUUCAAGUAUAUGCAAGUUUAACUCAAGCAAAGGAAUUUUUGCCAGCCUUUUGCUUCCUUCAGAGACAGAAGACGCUGGGGGAACUCAGCUCAGGCAGCAUCGAUGGAGGGAAAUGGACAGCCCAAAUGGAGGGUCUUGACCCAAAACGUUGACUAUCCACUUCCCUCCAUCGAUGCUGCC